Messenger RNA from Gasterosteus aculeatus aculeatus (three-spined stickleback), 586 nucleotides. It is a transcript of the gene ndufa13, whose product is annotated as NADH:ubiquinone oxidoreductase subunit A13. Gene Ontology annotation, cellular component: respiratory chain complex I. NCBI's taxonomy places the organism in Eukaryota, Metazoa, Chordata, Actinopteri, Perciformes, Gasterosteidae. The record is from RefSeq and is a predicted model, not a curated record.
GGAAGCCGGCCGGCAGUGACGUCACCGGCGUGUCGCGGAGAAGACGGGGGGGAAGAUGGCGGGCUCCAAGGUGAAGCAGGACAUGCCUCCCGCGGGAGGCUAUGCUUCGUUUGACUAUAAGAGAAACCUGCCGAAACGAGGAUUGUCAGGAUAUAGCAUGUUUGGCAUUGGGAUCGGCAUCAUGGUCUUUGGCUACUGGAGGCUUUUCAGCUGGAACCGAGAGAGGAGGCGUCUGCAGAUUGAGGAGAUGGAAGCCAGGAUAGCGCUGAUGCCUCUGCUGCAGGCGGAGCACGACCGAAGGUCCUUACGGAUGCUGAGGGAAAACCUAGAAGAGGAGGCGAUCAUCAUGAAGGACGUUCCUGGUUGGAAGGUUGGUGAGAAGGUCUUCCACACUGACCGCUGGGUCACCCCUCUGACAGAAGAGCUGUUCAACCUCCGACCUCGUGAGGACUUCUUGCACAAGCGCUUUGGCUUCCUGUGGUACGUGUGAGCGUACGUACGGCGUCCUGAGCUCCACAUCUUCCACCUCGUGGACCAGAGCUGUUUCUUGUAAAUGUUCUAUUAAAGGUUUUUUUUCUGUAUCUCA